This is a messenger RNA of Clupea harengus (Atlantic herring), 3055 nucleotides long. Its product is annotated as zgc:55558. NCBI's taxonomy places the organism in Eukaryota, Metazoa, Chordata, Actinopteri, Clupeiformes, Clupeidae. The record is from RefSeq and is a predicted model, not a curated record. Gene Ontology annotation, molecular function: GTPase activity; GTP binding. Gene Ontology annotation, cellular component: membrane. Gene Ontology annotation, biological process: signal transduction.
CCCACAAUGAAUCUCAAAGCUUUGGAAAAGAUAAAGCCACUACCGAUUUCUCCGGCUUCUGAAAUUUCUUUUCGGAUUUCUUAGAAAUAUAAUAGCUUUGGUAUCUAUGAUUUACGAAUGGGUUCGUCGAUGUGGAAAAGACAAUUAAUGUGUUUGUAAAGUUGCUAGUAGCUGGUUUCUUAUUAAUAAGGAAGAACGUAUUCAGGCUAUGUGGCUCCCCGAUUAGCUCCAUAAUUUCAUUCUCAAGUCACGGCGAGUUUAACCGGAGAAAAUUACCAGAAAGCACGUUGAAGGAUGACCGAAUACAAGCUGGUGGUGGUGGGAGCUGGUGGUGUGGGGAAGAGUGCUCUGACUAUUCAGCUCAUCCAGAACCACUUUGUUGACGAAUAUGAUCCCACAAUCGAGGACUCCUACAGGAAGCAGGUGGUGAUUGAUGGGGAGACCUGUCUGUUGGACAUCCUGGACACUGCAGGUCAGGAGGAGUACAGCGCCAUGAGAGACCAGUACAUGAGGACAGGAGAGGGCUUCCUCUGUGUGUUUGCCAUCAACAACAUCAAAUCAUUUGAGGAUGUACACCUUUACAGGGAACAGAUCAACCGCGUGAAGGACAGCGAGAACGUUCCCAUGGUCCUGGUGGGGAACAAGAGCGAUCUGAGCACCCGCACCGUGGAGUCGCGGCAGGCUCAGGAGCUGGCCCGCGGCUACGGCAUUCCCUUCGUGGAGACCUCAGCCAAAACACGACAGGGUGUGGAGGAUGCCUUUUAUUCCCUGGUGAGGGAAAUCAGGAGAUACAAGGAGACAAAUCGCAGCAACAAGAAGAGCAAGAAAAACACACAGAGACGUUGCACUUUGCUAUAGCACCACACUACUCUCACCCCCACUGAUUGCAUCUUAUCAUACCAUGCAGACACACACACACACACCCUGCUAUAGUGUUUUACAUAUGCCGACAUCCUCAUAAACCCCUUCUUUAGCACAAUGUGCAUACUGCAUGCACACAGCCUCCGUUUGCACAACACACACACACACGUACAUGCACACAGAAAGACUUGUUUCACUUUUACACACAUUGCUGAUUUAAGUGUCUAAUUUGAGUGACUGUUUUAAAGAGACAGACAGACAGACAGAAGGAAGGAAGGAAGACUGGGACAGUGUUUUCGUCUAUAACUCAUUUCCAUCUCAGACUGGCUUCCAUAAGUAAAACAGAGUGCAGAUUUUGUUUCGUUUUUUAUUUUAGGUCCGUUCCAUUGAUUUCAACUGCUGGCCUACCCUUUGCAUUUCGUGAAGCGCUAAUCCGAUAACUACAAAAAUCAUAAACAAACCUGUUUGUAAGGAACUCCGAAAUCUGGAAUUGAUGAUUUGAGUGACUCUUGUUAAGUGCAAAAGAAGGCAGAUCUUGGGAGUGUCUAUUGAACUGAAUUGGUUUGAAUAAUGUUAUUGGGAAUACCUGUCAUAGAAACUCAUGAGAGAAUUUCACCUGCUACUUUGGAAGGACCUGUACUGGUACAAUUUUGUUGUCCAGUCAUGUUGUGCAGGAAGAUGGGUUUUUAACCAAGUGUUUUGUUGGGGUUCACUUAUUAUGACUAAUCCUCCAUGCGGUCCCUCCCUUGUUCACGGCCAUCUAAAGAUACUCCAGCGGUUCCUGAUAACUUGCUCAGAACCAGUGGUGUGCCUCCAUGAACAGGCACCCGCCCCCGUAUGCUUAAGAAAAUACUCCCAUACAAGUUUGUUUCCUUCCUAUUUUGACAGCACUGAGGAAACAAGUCCCCAGUGUAACUGUUCUACACACCACCCAAGUCUUUUCUGGGGCUUUAAAACCGAGGAUAUGCCAAGGAUUACUGUUUUAGCUGUACCGACCAUGCAGUCUGAUGGUGGCCCUAGACGGCAACAGUGAAGUGCUGGAAAGAUAGGAAGGAGGUUUUCGCGUUUGUUGGUGUCAGUGGCUUGCCGUUCCUGCAAUGGAACAGUUCAGCUUUGUUAUUUUUGAAGGGUGUCUUUUGGUUCAGAGAAGAGCGGAGAGGUCACUUCUCCACUGUCCGGCUCUGGACAGCUGAGGUCGUCAACUGGCCCAACUACUGCAAAUUGAAUCCAUGUUAAAGUGGGUUAGCAAGCCAGCAGGUGUCAGUGGCUGCGAUCUAAAGAACUCACUUAUAGUGGUGGGGGGUGUAUCUUAAAGUGGCAUCUACCCGCUUUACCUGAAAAUGUCAAUAAUGCACUCUGAUACAACACUUUAAACUUGGUUAUGAAUCAUGGUGCCUCCAUUGAAAUAGAACCCAGAAUAGAAUUCUGAUUCUGUGGGCUCACGACUGCUAGGUCUCAUGUCAAGAGUGAAUAGGCAGUAGGUCAGUGAUAGACAGACAGAGAGUGAGAUGCUGUCUUGUACGUGUCCUGAUACUUAACAGGAAGUUAUGUGGAAAUGUCCAGUUAGCGAGUAUUUGGUCAGAUACUUCCUCAAACCUCACCACGUUCAAUGUAAAUUGAGUGGCAUGACUGGAAAGGCAAGUAAGGAGAUGAUGAUGGUGGCUGAUGUGAAUGUGCGUCACUAGACAGAGUUUGAGGUGGUGGGUGUGAUUCUGUAUGAACUGAAAGUGAACACAUGAGUGUGAUCGCAUAGAGACUAUACAGGCUCAGUAGUUAUAGAAAGUAAUUGAGGGAGUUUGAAUUCAAACAGCUGGGUCCUGCAUUUGUUUCUUUUUGAACAUCUGGGCAAGGCCCCCUAAAGGGAGAGAUUACAUUUGCCACUGAAUUUUUUUUGGGGGGGAGGGUCUGAAAUUUGGCUUUUUUUAUGAAUAAGAAUACUACUGUGUGAAUGAUAUUAAUGUGAGGUUGUGUGUGUAUGUGUCUUAAGAGCACUCUGUUGUCAGCUGACCUCAGAAUGAAUCAUGUGACUCAAUGUCUGUAGAGUAGUUUUAGUGUUCCCAUGGCAACCGGACAGAUGGACAGUCUUUAGGAAAAGUUUUGCCAUGGGAUCUGGAUCUAAAACAUUCCUCUCUUAUAGUGACCAGAUGUUGUAGAAAACCUUUGUUUGUGAAUAAAAACAUUUUUGGAUAACUAA